Molecule: messenger RNA, 443 nt
Organism: Eurytemora carolleeae
Lineage: Eukaryota; Metazoa; Arthropoda; Copepoda; Calanoida; Temoridae
Exons: 6
Coding region: 12-428 (138 amino acids)
Biological process (GO): ribosomal large subunit biogenesis
Cellular component (GO): nucleolus; preribosome, large subunit precursor
Molecular function (GO): protein binding
Source: RefSeq, a predicted model, not a curated record
GUUUCAGAAGAAUGUCUGAGGAGAAGGAUUUUAACGUGUUUGCUGGAGCAGAAACUGGGAUUUUCAAAGGACUCAACAUUAAUUCUAAAUGUUCUCUCAGUAAAAACUUUGAUAAAAUCUCAAACUUAACAAAGGAGAGCAGUAUAAGCUGUAUGAGUUAUGGAGAGGAUGAACAAGAAAUACUCAUCGGACUCAGGAGCCAAUAUGUAAAAGUUUUCGACGUCAAGGACAAAUCGUAUUCGACAGUUGUUGAAACGAAGGCAGGAACUGGGCCUGUGGUAGGGGUUGCAAGGUACAACGAAGCAAUUCUUACAGCUGUAGAAUCUGGUUUAGUUAAACUAUGGAAGUAUGAGAACCCUGUGGAAUUUAAUCCAAUUGAUUAUGAGGAAACAUACAUAUUGAAAUAUCUAUCAGUUUACAAAUAUUAACGAACAUUCUUAUAA